Molecule: messenger RNA, 975 nt
Organism: Fusarium coffeatum
Lineage: Eukaryota; Fungi; Ascomycota; Sordariomycetes; Hypocreales; Nectriaceae
Exons: 3
Coding region: 1-975 (324 amino acids)
Biological process (GO): protein deubiquitination; ubiquitin-dependent protein catabolic process
Cellular component (GO): cytoplasm
Molecular function (GO): cysteine-type deubiquitinase activity
Source: RefSeq, a predicted model, not a curated record
AUGAGUGGUGGAUGGAAUACCAUUGAAUCCGAUGCGGGUGUCUUUACCUCCCUCAUCGAGAACCUCGGCGUCAAAGACGUUCAAUUCGAAGAACUUCUUACACUCGACCCCUCAGAGCUCCUCACCCUCCAGCCUAUCUAUGGCGUGAUCUUUCUCUUCAAGUACCCGACCGACCAACCAUAUGCGACACCAGAAGGCCCCCGCGACGGCUCUUUCGACCAAGCCGCCUCCGAGAACAUCUUCUUCGCCGCACAGACUAUCCAGAAUGCAUGCGCUACACAGGCCCUCCUGAGCGUACUGCUAAACAAGACGAAAGACGUCGAGAUAGGUGAGCAGUUGGGCGACUUCAGAGAGUUCACCAUGGUGUUGCCACCCGAAUUCCGAGGUGAGGCGCUUAGCAACUCUGACCUCAUUCGCGAGGUGCACAACAGCUUCGCUCGCAGCAGUCCUUUUGCCGACGAGACGGACAAGACUGGCGCAGAGGCGGAAGAUGCUUUCCACUUCAUCGCUUACACGCCCAUCAAUGGCACACUCUACGAGCUCGACGGCUUGCAGCCCCAUCCCAUCUCCCACGGCGCCUGCAACUCUGAAGAUUUCCCCACCAAGGUCGUCGACGUUCUUCAGCGCCGCAUUGCACGAUAUGACGCCACCGAGAUUCGCUUCAACCUCCUCGCUAUGUGCAGGGAUCUUCGACAGCGAGCGCGCGACUUUGGCGACCAGGAAUUGUUGGAGAGGGAGGAGCGCAAGCGCCGAGACUGGAUGUUUGAGAAUGCUCUGCGAAGACACAACUUUGUCGGCUUCGCGGGUGAAGUGAUGAAGGGUGUUGUGCGCAACAAGAUCGCUGAGGGUGGUGAUGCUGCUUGUGAUAAGUGGGUGAAGGAGAGCUUGGAGAGAAGAAAGAACGCGGAGCAAGCUUACAGAGGUCGAGGUGGCGGCGGCGGUGAUGGAGAUGGCGAUGUUGAUAUGGGUGCUUAA